GCAUCAGUUAUUGAUGUCAUUGGCCAUGCCUUCUCUGGUAGCAGUGCAGUGCACUGCAUGACGUUGAACGAGAUUGGAAGGUCGUAAUUAAAAAUUGCUGAUGUAUCUUCCCAAUGCAUCACCAAAAACAGAUUUGAUCAGUUUAUUUCUUCAGAAGAUGAAGGGGCAUUAGUUCUUCAGAGGGUGAGAUGCUGCAAGUCAUAAAACUCCUCCAGAGAUUCAAUUAAAUGUCUCAUUAUCUGAUAUAUGAUUAGCUGUUGCUGAUCAUACACAGCAACCAAAUACCAUGGAGCCAGGAAUGGAACCACAGGUCCAAGACAAUACUUCAACAAGCAGAACUGAGUUCCUAGUGUCUUUGUCAUCUAAAGUCGACGCCAUGAAGGAGCUCAUUACACGAUGUAGCAGCAGUGACCAAGCGAUCCUGGAUGGUGAGCUCCAAACCCUUGUCAAACAACUAGAGACAGUGAUCAGAAGCAUGGCAAUGGAUCUUAGCAAGAUUCCAUUUUCUGAUUUCAAGAACCAAUUCAGCCAACCAGGACAAAUUAAUGUAGGGGAAAGCCCAGUUUCAGCAUCUCAGAGGGAGAAUAAUUAUGAAGAUUUCAUCAAAGGCAUACACAAAGGCAUGCAGAGAAAUGAUGCCAAAGCAUCAUCUGAUAUUCUUCCUCCAUCGGCAGAAACUCUCCAACCAGGUUACCAAGGCUUUUUCUGUCCAUUGACAGAGAAAAUUAUGAAUGAUCCUGUCACCAUAGAAACUGGCAUAACAUAUGAAAGGGAAGCCAUUGUUGAGUGGUUCAUGAGGUCCUCAGAAUAUGUUAUCUGCCCAACAACAAGGAUUGAGAUCAAAAGUACAUGUUUCUGCAGUAACCUAGCUUUGAAGAGCACAAUCGAAGAGUGGAAGGAAAGGAACGAGGUGAUGAGAAUACAGAUCGCGAGCGGUUCUCUGUCAUUAGCUGCUUCAGAAGCCAUGGUUUUGGAUGCACUCAAGGAGAUGCAACUUCUAAGCCAACAUAAUAAGCACAAGGGGCAUAUGCACAUUAUUGGAAUCACACAGCAAGUAGUGCAGCUUCUAAGACAUGAUAGUAUGGUUGUGCGGUGCGAGGCAAUGCAUCUUUUGCGCUCACUGGUGGAGGAUGAAGACGGAAAGGUUAUUGUUGCAAGGACAAGAAUCCUCACAAGGACAGUCAAGAUGAUGUCCAGCUACAAUUCUUCAGAGAGGCAUGCAGCUGUUUCAUUCUUACUAGAGCUUUCUAAAUCUGAGAUGUUCUUGGACAAAAUUGGUCUAACACCCGGAGGAAUCUUGAUUCUGAUUACGAUGAAGUACAAUAAGGAAGCUGAUCCUUUAGCUGCAGAAAAAGCAGAAGAAGUUUUGAAGAACUUGGAGAAGUUGCCACUGAAUAUUAGGUGUAUGGCAGAGAAUGGAUUUAUGGAACCCCUUUUAGACCACCUCAUUGAUGGUUUAGAAGAAGUACAGAUGGAUAUGGUGAGCUACCUCGGUGAAAUACCUCUCGAGGAUGACAUGAAAUCUUAUGUGGCAGAGAGAGCCUCCAAUACCCUAAUCCAAAUGAUCAGUGGUGGCAACCCUGUCAUCAGAAGAGAAGCAUUCAAAACUCUAGUUCAAAUCUCCUCUCAUCCUCCCAGCAGCAGGAUACUCAUUGACGCAGGCAUCACCCCGCUCAUGAUCGAUGAAAUAUUUUCACGCAGAAUCCACAGCGAGUCCCUGGAUUCCCAGGAAGAGGCUGCUGCAAUCCUUGCCAACAUACUUGAAUCAGAUGGAAUUGAUUUUUCCAACAUAAAAGUGAACAAGAAUGGCCACACCAUCAGCUCACAGUACUCAGUUUACAACCUUGUCCACCUUCUGAAGUGCUCGAUAGCGGAAAAAGUUGAUGCGAACAUUUUAAGAAUCUUAUUUUCACUUACAAAGCUCUCAAAGCCUCUGGCCACUAUCGUGUCGGUGGUAAAAGAGCUCGAGGUGACCCAAACCAUCAUUGAAUUCCUCAAUUCUCAAUUGGAAGAUCUCGUAACUGUUGCAGCAAAGUUGCUCAUCGCCCUUUCAUCUCACAUAGGAGACACCAUAGCAAGUGAUCUCACCAAGACACAAGGCCAACCAGAGGGCCUAAUCAAGAACUAUGACAGCAAGCAGAUUUCCGAAAAGCAAGCUGCAUCAGCCAACCUAAUUGCAAAGCUCCCGCACAGGAGCGCACCACUCAAUUUAGCUCUCCUUCACCAAGGUACAGUACCGGUAGUUCUCAGCAGGAUACAAGAAAUCCAGAGAGGCGAAAUACGGGCCAGCAGCAUGAGGCUCACAGCGCACUACUUGGAAGGCCUAGCAGGCAUUCUUGUGAGGUUCACCAGCGGUUUGCUUGACCAGGAGAUACUUCAGAUGGCCAUGUCAAGGGAUUUAACAUCAGUGUUUGCAGAUUUACUUGUGAGGCCAUGUGGAAGCAGUGAAGUCCAAAGGUUAGCAGCUGUAGGGCUUGAGAACCUCUCCUCUCAGUCACUAAAACUAUCGAAGCCCCCUUUAGAAGUGAGGAAGCCCUCUAGACCAAUAAACAUUUUCUCCAAGUCCAGAUCGGUCACUAACCGAGAAGGUGGUAGGUUGGUGUUAACUUGCCCGGCACACCGGGGAGUCUGCUCAACCACCACCUUCUGCUUACUGGAAUCCCGGGCUGCAGAGAGGCUGCUGGGUUGCCUCGACAAUGAGAACCCCGAGGUCGUAAAGGCAGUACUGUCGGCCAUCAGCACGCUCUUGGAUAACAACGUGGAGGUGACGGGGAGUGUGAGGGCACUGACUGAACUCGGAGCAGUGGAGAGUGUGUUUAGGGUGUUGAAGGUGUACAGGGAGGAGGAGGAGGUGCUUCAGAGGAGUCUCUGGCUGGUAGAGAGGUUCUUGGAGAUGGGGAACCAGCAGCUCUGCAGGGAGAUCUACAGCAACAAGGUGUUGUCGACAAUGCUGGUGUCGACCUUUCAUAAAGCGGAUGGCAACAACAAGAAGAUGGCUGAGAACAUUCUCAGGCAUUUGCAUAGAAUCAUGAACUUCUCCAGUAAGAGUUUUGUUAUGUGAUGUGUUGAAUUCACUUUGAUAUCGCUGAUAUCGUUUGACGAUGUUAAUAACAUUUCCUCGUGCUCUUUCUUUCA
Zingiber officinale is the source of this 3135-nucleotide messenger RNA. RefSeq names its product putative U-box domain-containing protein 42. The transcript has 6 exons. Gene Ontology annotation, biological process: protein ubiquitination. Lineage: Eukaryota; Viridiplantae; Streptophyta; Magnoliopsida; Zingiberales; Zingiberaceae. The record is from RefSeq and is a predicted model, not a curated record. Gene Ontology annotation, molecular function: ubiquitin-protein transferase activity; protein binding. Bases 287 to 3061 code for a protein of 924 amino acids.